UGGUUGCCGCAAGCGCUUAGCGUACCCGAAAGGUCCCGGAUCUUGAGGCUGCUACCUUUUUUGGACUUUCUUCUUACCGUACGGCGCAGCCUCGCAGCAGCAACGCAACUCCGGGUCACCGGCGUCUCUUAACAUAGCUUAGAUACUAUCUAACAUCGUGUUAAUCGUCCAAGGCUCAGAGAGAUACGAUGUCGCAUCACGCCAGGUGAGAUUCUAGGGCUGCUGCAAUUCCUAGAUCUAGUUGAGCUCCUCGUGGUUUCAGCUUUAGUCCUCCUCCGGCGUACCAGCAACAUGCUUCAAUGCCACACACAUUCCAUCAUGAUCAUGCCCACCCAACUCUGCAAGGAAACACACACAAAGGACUGGCACAUGAUUGUCAUAGGCAUCACGUACAUAACCAUGGCUGCCAGCCCGCGAUGCACAUUGUGGUACCAACGAUCCCCGCUUCUCGAACCAUUAUUCAUUCCAGGUACAGCGAAUCCGAUCCUCUCCUUCGAACAGGAAGACGACGGAACGACGGCCCAGGAUGUUGCUUCUUCACAAUUCUCGGAGCUGUGCUCAUUUUGGGGGUGUUUGCUAUCGUUUUCUUCUCGUUUAUGCCCCUCAAUGAGAUUGCUUGGACCAAUAUUGAAUCUCAUUCCUGCACCACUUAUGGGACAAAGGAGUACGUAGCAGAGCUCAACGCGUCUCCUUGGAAGUCCCAUAGGAUGGAAAUCUGCAAGGCUACUCCGGUGUUUGUUCAUGGUCGGCCUCACUGGCCCUCCAGAUGCGAAGAUCGCUCAGGCACCGUGAUUGGACAUUUUGCCAUCAACCAUGACGAACCAGACUGUGUUACCUACUGGAGUGGGUAUAGGGAUAUGGGUUGUUCUGCUAAAGGCUCGAGGAAGAGGCACAUUGUGCAACGUCUCGAGAACUUGCCGUUCCUAGCAGACUAUAAGGAAUUUUGUGCAACGACCCCUGCUCAAUUCCUAGACCGGAAAUUCUCUGGUGCAGAAUCGUGCGAGAGUAGUAUUUGGGGUGUCUACGGACAGUGGUUUAUUGAUGACCAUACUUGUUGAAGCAAGUGACGAGCUCCAUCGUUUCUGGUAUUCAGCAGCUUUAUCUCUAUUUCUUAUCUCGUCAUCGUGUACUAUUUACUGAUGGGUCAAACUAUGCUUUGUGUGCUUACCGAUCGUGGCUUCGAUGAUAGUCAUUUUUGGAACCGUUGGAGUGCCUCAAACGAUAUCUGAAACCGUAGUACCAACUUGAUCAGGAAAAGCACUACGGCUGAAACCUCGCCAAGGUGAUUCCUCAAGGACUUUGGAUAUUUUCCGCGGACAUACAGUGAAUACGUUACCUUAUGUUGAUCUGCGACAUGCAUGGACGGAGGCCUAGCUAGGGUAGAUUGGAUAGAGAUAAACUUGAAUAUUUGAAUAUGCAUGUAUUAGGAGAACAAAUCGGAUUAGUCUGUUG
This is a messenger RNA of Suillus clintonianus, 1452 nucleotides long. RefSeq lists its product as uncharacterized. NCBI's taxonomy places the organism in Eukaryota, Fungi, Basidiomycota, Agaricomycetes, Boletales, Suillaceae. The transcript is spliced from 7 exons. The record is from RefSeq and is a predicted model, not a curated record. Bases 300 to 1058 code for a protein of 252 amino acids.